This is a messenger RNA of Acomys russatus (golden spiny mouse), 839 nucleotides long. RefSeq names its product mitochondrial ribosomal protein S7 (gene Mrps7). Gene Ontology annotation, molecular function: rRNA binding; structural constituent of ribosome; mRNA binding. Bases 76 to 795 code for a protein of 239 amino acids. The record is from RefSeq and is a predicted model, not a curated record. Gene Ontology annotation, biological process: translation; ribosomal small subunit assembly. The transcript is spliced from 5 exons. NCBI's taxonomy places the organism in Eukaryota, Metazoa, Chordata, Mammalia, Rodentia, Muridae. Gene Ontology annotation, cellular component: ribosome.
AGCUUUUCACCCGUAUCCUGUCACUCACUCAGGCGCGCUGUGGGCAGCCCUUCGAGGUCCUUGUAGCGGGCCAAGAUGGCUGCCCCCGCAACGCGUCGGUGGUCGAGCCUGGCCCUGGGAGUGAGGCGUGCUGUCUGGAAUCUUCCAGGGAUAACACAGGUGAGGUGUAGCCGCUAUGCCCCUGAAUUCAGAGAUCCCUUGAUUGACAAGGAAUAUUACCGUAAGCCGGGAGCGGAACUCACGGAAGAGGAGAAAUAUGACCAGGAGCUCAAGAAAACCCAGCUCAUCAAAGCUGCCGCGGCAACCGAGACAAGCUCGGUGUUUGCAGACCCUGUCAUCAGCAAAUUCACCAACAUGAUGAUGAAAGGCGGCAACAAAGUACUGGCCAGAUCCCUCAUGACGCAGACUCUUGAAGCUCUGAAAAGGAAGCAGUUUGAGAAGUACCGCGCUGCCUCUGCAGAGGAACAGGCCACCAUUGAACGUAACCCCUAUGUGAUCUUCCACCAGGCGCUGAGGAACUGUGAGCCUGUGAUUGGCUUGGUGCCUAUUCUCAAAGGGGGCCAUUUCUACCAGGUCCCUGUGCCUCUAGCUGACCGACGUCGCCGAUUCCUGGCUAUGAAAUGGAUGAUCACAGAGUGCCGGGAGAACAAGCCGCGGCGGAUGCUGAUGCCCGAGAAGCUGUCGAGUGAGCUGCUGGAGGCUUUUCAUAACAGGGGGCCCGUGAUCAAGAGGAAACAUAACAUGCACAAGAUGGCAGAGGCCAACCGAGCCCUGGCCCACUACCGCUGGUGGUAGCAGGAAAGACGGGUGGACAAGUCCAGGACACACUGCCACAAAUC